Messenger RNA from Lathyrus sativus (Indian pea), 1533 nucleotides. The record is from the annotation of a GenBank genome assembly. Lineage: Eukaryota; Viridiplantae; Streptophyta; Magnoliopsida; Fabales; Fabaceae.
AUGGCAUAUGUUUCUGGUUCUGCUGCUUUAUCAGAAGCUGAAUAUGAGAUGGUGAAAAACAUCAUCGACAUUAAAGACCUUGAAGAGUUAAGUUUAGCUGAGUGUAGCAUCUACAAUGUUCCUCACAAUCUUAGAAAAGUUAAAGAAGAAGCUUACACUCCUCAACUAAUCUCAAUUGGUCCCAUUCACCUUGAAAAAGAAGAACUUAAACCAAUGCAACAACACAAAAAAAGAUACUUCCAUUUCUUCUGGGAACGUUUAUCUUUAAACAAUCAAGAAUCCAUGAAGAACUACAAACUCUAUCUGGAAAACAAAGAACAAGAAAUAAGAAAGUGUUAUGCAGUGAAAUUCCCUGAUAUCAACAAAGAGAAGUUUGUGGAAACUAUUUUGCUGGAUGCAGUGUUCAUCAUGGAACUUUUGUUAAGAAACAGUUCAUGGAAAUCAGAUACAUCAAAACACGAACACGAUUACGUGCAAUCCAAGUCAUUUAGAUGGAAACACAGUGAUGAUUAUAUUCUAACACAGGCUUGGUUAAGUAAAACAAUUACAAGGGACUUGAUUUUGUUGGAAAAUCAAAUACCUUUCUUUGUGUUGAUGAAUCUUUAUGAAACUGUUGUUCCAGAAGAUGGUAAAAAACAAGCACAUGAUAGUUUUCUUGAUCUUGCACUCGAGUACUUUGCGUUCUACGAUACUCAGAAAUCAUCUUCUCUUGAAACUAAGCUUGUUGUGGAAAAGAAUCAAAGCAAGAAAUAUUUUUAUGUAAGUGGUGUACUUGGUGAUGUUGGUAAGAAAAAACAUUCCGAUAAAUCUUUGAGAAAUAAUAACCCUAAAGAAAAGUUCCAGGUUCAAGGACCUAAGCAUUUCACUGAUUUGAUAAGGUUUUUCUACCUUCCAGCUGAUUUAGGAAAAAGUGGUUGCUCUCAUAGUUUUCCAAGAACAGUCACAAAGUUGACAGAAUCUGGUGUGAGUUUUGAGAAAGUUGUUAGGAGAAGAUUACUUGACAUAACAUUUGAAAAGAAACCAUUUCUGAGUAACUUUCUUUGCUUAGGUUGUUUACCUUCUUUUUCAUGUUUGAAUCAUUUCAAAGCGCGUCUUCGGAUUCCACAGUUGAAGGUUGAUCAUACAACAGAAUGUGUUUUAAGGAAUCUGAUUGCUUUGGAACAGUGUCAGUAUCAAGAACAACCUUAUAUAUGUAACUAUGUGUCACUUGUUGAUUCUCUGAUACACACACAAGUUGAUGUUGAUUUCUUGGUUGAGAAGGAAGUGAUUGUGCAUGAAAUGGGAAGUGAUAAGGAAGUGGCUAUGCUUGUGAAUGGUCUUUGUAAACAUGUUGUGGUGAAUUCGAAUUGUUAUCAUGAGAUUAUAAAUGAUCUGAAUAAGCAUUAUCAGAAUAUUUGGAACCGUACCAUGGCUGCAUUGUGGUUGGUGUAUUUUAGAGAUGCUUGGAGAGCUAGUUCUACUUUGGUUGGGAUUGCUUUUCUUGUUUAUACUGCAUUCAACUUUGUUCGUCUUGCCAAACUCCUCUUCUACUAG